Suillus discolor is the source of this 3258-nucleotide messenger RNA. RefSeq lists its product as uncharacterized. NCBI's taxonomy places the organism in Eukaryota, Fungi, Basidiomycota, Agaricomycetes, Boletales, Suillaceae. Bases 1 to 3258 code for a protein of 1085 amino acids. Gene Ontology annotation, molecular function: protein binding. The transcript is spliced from 9 exons. The record is from RefSeq and is a predicted model, not a curated record.
AUGGAUCCCAUCACCAGCGGUCUCACUAUUCUUCAGCUCGUUCAAACAAUAGCCCAAGCUUCAGCUCUCUUGUAUGGAUAUGUUGCUUCCGUCUGCAACGCCGACUCGUCCUGUCAAGAUUUGCUCAAUGAGCUCAGUGCAGUUGGUGGCGUCCUCACUACAGUCAUGGCGAUCGAGAGGGACGACUCUCUUCCACCCAAUCUCAGCCAUGCACUUUCAACCCUGAUGGCUACAGACGGACCGGUCGCAAAAUUACUGGUGGAACUAAAGAGCAUUCUGCCAAACGAACAGGUCGGGAAAAUGAAGACGAUUUCCAGAUUGACGUGGCCAUUCAAAGAAAAGGAAGCAGGCGCGAUCAUCGAUAGAUUGAAAAACUACUGUGGCGAGAUUACGAAAAUGUUAGCAAUUGACACAUGGAACACGCUCAAGGAAGUCAAGCAUGAAAUCCAGCAAGUCAAUUGGAUACUCCAGGAACAUUCUGCUGCACAAAAGGUGCGCGAACAAGCCAAGGAACGUCGAGAGUUACUUGAAUGGAUGAACCCUGUGUCUUGUGAAGAAAAACAUGCCACCUCCCAUGGCCAGCGCAACCCCGGGACCGGUCGUUGGAUUUUCCAAAACGAUCAGUUUGUAGCUUGGAACAACUCGGAUCGCGCAUUCCUAUGGUUGAAUGGCCAGGCUGGUCACGGAAAGACUAUCCUUGCCUCAGCCGUCGUAGACGAAUUCCAGGGUAGCAAUCAAGCAAAGCCACAGACGCUCGCCUUCUUCUAUUGCAAUUUCCGAGACGACAGGACGACAAACGCGGCUGCAGUAUUGCGCUCCUUGGUUGUUCAGCUGCUUCAACAAUCUAAAGACGACUGGAUCACAAAGAUAGGCGAGCAGCAAGAAUCAAACACAGAACGGGACCUUGAUUCUCUGCGAAAGCUCUGGAAGCACCAGCGCGAUGGAAAGCCGCAUCCCAUAGAUCUGGGGUUUCUACUGAAGCUUCUUGUUGAAGCGUCUACGCUGGUUUGUCGACCAGUCCUCGUGAUUGACGCCUUGGACGAAUGCAGGGACUACCCCGAAUUGGUCGGGCAUCUUGUGAACCUUGCUGAAGACACUCGGUUACGACUUUUCGUUACCAGUAGAAGCGAGCCAGACAUCCAAGACGCCUUUUAUGGUCUUCCCACCAUGCUGCUGAAGGACAGCGCAGAACAGAUGAAAGCAGAUAUAUGUGCGCAUAUUACUGAGCAGCUCAACACUCAGAAGAAAUUAUCACGCCUACCCCACGAGCUGAAAAAGACAAUUUUGGAGAAAUUGUUAGGAAAAGCAGAAGGCAUGUUUCGCUGGGUUCAGUGUCAACUGGACGAAAUCGUGGCUUGCAAAAGACGUAUCGACAUUGAGGCGGCCCUCGAUAACCUUCCAGCUGGACUCUACGAGACGUAUGAUAGGAUUAUUCAGGCUAUCAAACGCAGAGGACGAAGUGACUACCAGAUCGCCCGGAGUUGUUUGCUUUGGCUAGCCGGCACGUUCACCCCGCUGACGCUUGAUCAACUCAACGAAGCAAUGAUGAUUAAAGUCGGACAAUCAAAUCUUAAUCCGGACCUUGGUGUAAUGGACCCCAUGGAUAUCGUGGCCGCCUGCGGAAGCCUCGUGACUUACAACGAGAAAACUCAGGUCGUCACUCUAUCUCAUUAUAGUGUCAAAGAAUAUUUGAUCAGUCGUCCUAAUAACAUCUUCAAAUCAAUCUCAGACAUGCACGCACGGAUCUGCGAGCUCUUGAUCACGUAUGUGUUAUGCGACUUUGUGGAUGAGAUCUGCGCAAAACGUGAACAUCCAGCUACACAACCAUAUUGGUUGGAACGUUGUGCUGAUGUUGCCGAUGUCAGCAAAGACCAUCCGUUGCUAAGCUAUGCAAUUCUAGGAUGGAAGCACCUUGGACAUGUUUCGGAUGAGGAUCCGGAUGUUAUGCGCGCCCUGUCACGGCUGAACUUGGAGUUUCUUCGAAACAAAAAGAAACAUCGUGUUCUUGCAAUUCGACAGAGUAGAUUUCGCUCCAUUACUACUACUACCAAUAGGUGGUUGAGUGCUGCCGUGACUUUACCCUCACUUCUAUUCAUCCCACUUAAGCACGGCAAGCCGUGGAUGGUCGAAUCUCUAGUCAAGCAACAUCCCUAUCUCCUGGACGUGGAUGUCGCCCCUGGUUGGGGUUCUCCCUUCAUGUUUGCCAUUGCCAAGAGUUCUGACUGCCUCAGUAUUUUCCUGAAGCCAGGUGACCACCUCAACAAGCUUUCUUCCAUCAGCCCCCAUUCAUACGGAAUUUGGAUUAGCGACGGCUCCUAUGCUCCAAUUUCCUGGGCAGCUGCGACUGGUAGCGAAGUCGCCGUGGAUUUCUUGCUGUCACAUACAGGGGUCAACCUACCCAACGAUAUCCUGUAUAUGGCUGCUAUGGCGAACAAACCGUCACAUGAAUCUAUACGCAAAUUUCGCCUGCGCGGUGCGGAUGCCAAUUUCACAGUUGACGGUCAUACCCCUCUCCAUCGUUUUCUCUCCAAUCGGCCAUUCUCUAGCAAACUCCAACCGCUACACAUCGUAAAAGCGCUCGUUGAACCGUCUUGUAAUCUUUCUUUGCAAAACCGGACUGCCCGAACAGUACUACACAUUGCUCUUGAUAACUAUCUGGAAGAUAGUGUCGCAUACCUUCUCGAGCAAAACGCUGGGCUGUCAGCAACGGCGACUCUGCUUCCAGACAUGUGGAUCUGGGCUAUGAACAAGACGUGGUUUCCCAAGGUUCAAGAAGCGGUUCUUGCUGCAGAUCGACCGUGCACCAGAAUUAAGGGAAAGGUUGAUGUUACUGCGGAAUCCGCAAUCGUCGAGUUUUCAGUCGCAGCCACUGCCGGCCGCGAUAACCCUAAUCCGAUUUGCGCUGUCGUUGUUUCAGCGAUACUCAAUAGCGAGUUCGAGGUGUCAACAUUCGGCCUGUACGUUAAUGCCAAGCUUUCAUAUUGUAACCAGUCACUUCAAAAGAAAGUCCAAGAAUCCCCGAAAUAUAAUUCCCCCAGACUCGAGUUAGACUUUGCAUGGGAAAGUGGACAGCGUAUCUCUAGUCGCUUGUUCGAUUAUCAUCAAGAAGACAAAGUUACCAGGAUGCUACAGCAGUUAACCGAAGAUGAAGACUUGACGGGCACCUCCCUUUUUCUUGAGUUGCGCAGUCACACGUCCUGUGUCUCUGAACUUGAGUACAUACUCGACAUCUAUAGAGGUCCUUUGCCUUAUUCUUGA